Molecule: messenger RNA, 1763 nt
Organism: Dufourea novaeangliae
Lineage: Eukaryota; Metazoa; Arthropoda; Insecta; Hymenoptera; Halictidae
Gene: Tpr2
Product: dnaJ homolog subfamily C member 7
Exons: 11
Coding region: 201-1655 (484 amino acids)
Molecular function (GO): protein binding
Source: RefSeq, a predicted model, not a curated record
CCCAAGAUCAAUAUGAGUAGUCGAUCCCUUCAGUUGGCACGAACUGAAGGGAGAACCAGGGAGAACGGUCUUCGUACAAAAGGGUACAAGCACGUUUUAAGGUGCGUGGGAGUGUGUGUUCCGUUUCGACGAGAUCGUAUAGAUCAGAAACAUAACAGAGAACGGUCUACACGCAUAGAUAAUUUUCUCUUGGAAAUACAAUGGCCACCAAUUAUAUGGAAAAUAUGAAUGACGAACUUGCCAAGAAAUUUUAUUCUGGAAAAAAAUAUACAGAAGCAUUAAAUCAGUACAAUGAACUUAUUAAAGUGUUCCCAAAUAAAUCCAAGUAUUAUGGAAACAGAGCUGCAUGUUAUAUGAUGCUCAGUAAAUAUCGUGAUGCUUUGAUAGAUGCAAAAAAAAGCAUUGAGUUGGAUGAUACGUUUCUCAAAGGUUACAAAAGGGUUAUAAGAUGUUGUUUAGUCCUGGGAGAUAUUAUUCAAGCUGAAACCACUUUAGCAAAGUUACUGGAACUAGAUCCCACUAAUGAGGCAAUAAAUGCAGAGAAACUAGACUUACAGCAUGUACAGUUUUAUUUUAACGAGGCAAAGAUUGCAUAUGCACUAAAGGAUUAUCGUAAGGCUGUAUAUGUUAUGGACCGUUGUUGUGAUAUAAGUAUAUGUUGCCCAGUAUUUAAAUUGUUUAAAGCAGAGUCUCUAACAUAUUUAAAUAGGCAUCAAGAAGCACAAACGAUUGCAAACGAUAUCUUACACAUUGACAAACAGAACGUGGAUGCUCUGUAUGUUCGUGGUGUGUGCCUGUAUUUUCAAGAUGAUAUCGAUAAAGCGUUUGAACACUUUCAACACAUUCUUAAACUUGCUCCAGAUCAUGUAAAGGCAUUAUACAUGUACAAGAAAGCUAAAAACUUGAAGAAAAAGAAAGAAGAAGGAAAUGAUGCCUUCAAAACGAAGCAAUAUCACAAAGCAUACACACUGUAUACAGAAGCCUUGGCUAUAGAUCCCCUGAAUACAGCAACAAAUGCAAAACUUCAUUUUAAUAAAGCAACAGCAGCUGCAAAGUGCGGGCUUUUACAAGAAACGGUUACAGAGUGUACAGAAGCAUUAAAGUUAGAUGAAAAUUAUAUGAAAGCUCUUCUGAGGAGAGCAGUGACAUACAUGACACUCAAAGAAUAUGAUGAAGCUGUUCAUGACCUCGAGAAAGUAUGCAAAAUGACUAACAGCAGAGAACACAAACGGUUGCUCAUGGAAGCGAAAUUAGCAGCGAAGAAGUCGAAGAGAAAAGAUUAUUACAAGAUUUUAGGUAUCAACAAAAAUGCAUCGACCGACGACAUUAAAAAAGCGUUCAGGAAAAGAGCCAUGGUACAUCAUCCAGAUCGACAUCCAAAUGCAACAGAAGGGGAAAAGAAAGAACAAGAGAAAAAGUUUAAAGAAGUCGGGGAAGCCUAUGGAAUUUUGUCCGAUCCUAAGAAGCGUUCGCGUUAUGACAGUGGACACGACGUAGACGACGGCGAUAGUGGACACCAAAAUAUUGAUCCAAAUGCAGUAUUCCGUACAUUCUUCAAUCAAUAUGCCGAUACUCAGCCUCAUAUGGGCGGCGGCGGCGGCGGCGGCGGCUAUCCUGGUGGUUUUCCCGGUGGAUUUACUUUUCACUUUGGUUAACAGCAUUCCGAAACAGGCGUUCUUAUAUGAUACUUCUAUCAAUGUAGUUAAUCGGGUACUUUAUUUUAUGUUAGAAACGAAUAUAUUAGUUUUUGCGUACAUUUCAUU